This is a messenger RNA of Didymella exigua CBS 183.55, 2053 nucleotides long. RefSeq lists its product as uncharacterized. The transcript is spliced from 4 exons. Gene Ontology annotation, molecular function: triacylglycerol lipase activity. The record is from RefSeq and is a predicted model, not a curated record. NCBI's taxonomy places the organism in Eukaryota, Fungi, Ascomycota, Dothideomycetes, Pleosporales, Didymellaceae. Bases 132 to 1868 code for a protein of 578 amino acids. Gene Ontology annotation, biological process: lipid metabolic process.
CGCCGUUCACAUGUGAAUGCUGCUUUGACACGAGACUCCUCAAUGACAGCAAAUACCCGACCCGGACAGCAGACACCGCGACGACAUGCCAUUCAGUGGCGCCAUCAGCCGAUCCCCUAGACGUUGUCACGAUGGCUGGCGGGUUGCUAUGGAGCGUAUUUGGCUGCUUCGCUGAGAUCUUCUUGUUCUGGCUACGGCGACUAUUUGCAUGGUGGACCAAGAAGAGUCCGAGAGAUCUGCUGCUCGAAACCAUAGCAGAUGCACGCUGCUUCGAGGAAUGGGAGGCAUCAGCGUACCACCUCGAUGAGCUCCAAGGGUACGAUCUCUGGCGCCAGAAUGCCACGAGCAAGUACUACAACUACCGUCUCAUACACCAGCGCCUCACGGCCAUCAUCGAGACCCACGAAGAUGAUGACAUGCUAGGCCUAAUUGGCCUGCUGAGGAGCGGCCUCGUUCGAAACCUCGGAAACAUCACAGCACCACGCCUAUUUGACCGUGCAUACGGCGGAACAAAGCUCCUGAUCGAGGACUAUGUCACGCAAGUCUCGUACGCGAUCGAGUACCUCACCAACUACCCAACGACGGCAAGCUCAGAUACAGGAUUGACGAACCAGGCGAAGCUGGAUGUGUUGCAUGAUACAAGGCAGGCAUUUGGGAGAUCGGUGCUGGUGCUGCAGGGUGGGCAGGUCUUUGGCAUUUGUCACUUAGGUGUGGUCAAGGCACUACACCUACGUGGCUUGCUGCCUCGUAUUGUUGCUGGAACUGCGACAGGAGCCAUCAUCGCAGCGCUGGUAGGCGUGCAUACCGAAGAUGAGCUGCUGGACUUCCUCAACGGCAAGAACAUCGACUUGAGUGCGUUCAAGAAGCGCCCACAGAAGAAAGGGUCGAAAGGUAGCGGCUGGCUUGAGACACUCACGCGCCGUGUCAGACGUUGGUGGCAAGAGGGCCACUUUCUUGAUGUGGGUGUGCUGGAGCAGCUUCUGAGGGCAAAUGUUGGGGAUUUGACGUUCGAAGAGGCGUACACCAGAACGAAGAGAGUUCUGAACAUCACCGUGACCACCAGCGGUGGCGGAGGCGUGCCAAACCUAUUGAAUUAUCUCACAGCGCCGAACGUGCUCAUCUGGUCUGCCGCUCUUGCUUCGAACGCGACCGCAUCCUCCACGCUCUACAACCCUGUCGUUCUGAUGUGCAAAGACGAUUCUGGCGCCAUUGUUCCCUGGUCUCCAGCUUCAGACACCACGUUCCGCCCAUGGACUCAUGCCUCCUAUACUGACCGCCAAUCGCCACUGCACCGCAUAGCUGAGCUCUUCAACGUCAACCAUUUCAUCGUCUCGCAAGCACGCCCCUACCUUGCGCCCUUCUUGCGGUCCGAUCUACAUCAUCCGAACCCUCGACAAGAUGGGCGCUGGAAGCUCAGCAUGCCAAUUCUCAAGCUUGUGGUGCUGGAAGUACAACACAGGCUGCACCAGUUAGAUGAGUUGGGCUAUCUGAGUCCGAGCAUACGCAGGUUCCUGCUUGAUGAGAACAUCCCUGGCGCGAGCCUGACGCUAGUUCCCGAGCUCACGCCAGGAGACUUCUUCAAGCUGUUGGAGAACCCAACGAAGGAAGCGAUUGACUACUGGAUUUUGAAGGGCGAGCGGAGUGUGUGGCCAGCUGUGACGGCGUUGAAGAUCCGGUGCGCCAUUGAGGUUGAGUUAGACAGAGGGUAUCAGCUCGUUAGGAGGCGCAGGCCUUUCGAAAGUGUGCGCAAUGGCAGCUUGAGGAAGAGUGGGAGUCGAGGAGAGGUCAGGUCGGCAUAUGGAAGUCAGGACUUCGGGCAGGGUGGCCGGACACAGAAGAGAGCGAGGGCGGAGAGCUUUGGUGGGUAAUAUCUUUCGAGCGACGAUAAGCUCACAUGCAUAGAGUAACAUGGAGACCACACUUCGUAAUGAAGUCAUUUCAAUGUCUCGGUAUCGGUCCACUCAGACCCUUCAUGAGCGAGAAGCCUAAUAAUGCUCCCAUACCGAAGGCUAUUAGUGUGUUCAUCGACAAUACCAUCUCCUUCUGGCCCUGG